AUGUCUCCUUCUCAGUCAAUAAUACGAUCGCUACCUUCUGAUGUGAUUGCAAAGAUCAAAUCGUCUACAUCAAUUGUACACCUGACUGGUGUUAUUUUGGAGCUAGUCAAGAAUUCUUUGGAUGCCAAUGCACAGACUAUCUUCGUCACUGUCAAUUUCAAACGUGGUGGCUGUAUAGUUGAAGAUGAUGGCGAUGGAAUUCCUCCGGCCGAGUUCGAAGUUACAGGAGGGUUAGGCAAGCCUCACCGCAUGUCUCCCCACCUUGAGGUUCUGGAUGGCUUGUAUGGCCAUCGAGGCUUGUUCUUGACCUCCCUGGCCUCGUUGUCUCUGCUCACUGUGACAUCUCGUCACAUUCGUCAUGGAUGCACAAACUCUCUUAUUCUUCAUCAUUCCACGCCUGUGGCUCGACUAACCCCUGCACCGCCACAUCAUGUGCUUCGCUUUGCCAGCCAUGGCACGUCUGUGACUGUCAAUGACCUUUUUGGGAACAUGCCAGUUCGCGUCAAGAGUCGAGCUCUCACUCUUCAGCGGCCGGACGAGCUAGAACGAGAGUGGGACCAUCUAAGGAACUCCUUGGUGUCUCUCCUGUUAGCCAAUCCCCGAUUCUCAAAAUUAGUCCUUCUCGAUGUGGAAAGAAAUAAGCGGAUGUCUAUUCGUCUUGUAACUGCCUCCAUGCCCGAAACACACAUCCCUCAUGGUCCCACAGAAUUUGAUCUCAAACGUAUCGGGUCGAUUCUCACACAAUCUGGGCUGAUCACGCCGCAAAACUUGGGUACUUUGCAUGAGAUCUCAGCUUCAGUUUCUGGCCUCAUAGUUCGGGGAGCAAUAUCUCUUCAACCCAGUCCAACUCGGAAGGUUCAGUUCAUCUCGUUGGGGAAAGAACCCGUGCUAUCGCGCAAUAGCUCGAAUGUUCUUUAUAACGAAGUGAACCGGCUGUUUGCUUUGUCGGAUUUCAGUAAUGUUGGAGUCAUGCCUGGCGGAAGCUAUGUUCCACAUCCUGCAUCUUCGGUGAAUCAGCUUGAUAUCCCAAGCAACGCAAGCACUCGAAGCUGGGUAAAUUCCGUCAACAAGUGGCCAGUUUUCUACAUCCGUAUUGACACAAAUGCUGUUAUACGAUUGGAUGAUGAUGGGUCUGAGCAUCUUCCAGAAUCGGCCAAAUCUGUUCAACGGAUUGUUGAUGUGCUUGGAGCGAUGGUUCAUGAGUUUUUGAAACAACACAAUCUCCGCCCUCGUACCGCCAAACAGCAGACCAUGUCAUCGGACCAAAACAAGAGCAUCCGUUCCACAGCCUCCCGAGCAGUUGGCAGCUCUCGUGGCCCCCGACAACAAGGUCGGUCGAUUUCGAGCACUGAAGAGGCAUUUAGUGGUCAUCUGAAAAUUCCCUCAUUCCCAAGAUCCCAGUCUCUGAACUCAGGUCAAAGCUUUGCCAAUUGGUCUAGGGUAAAAACGGCUAAGGAUCUCAACGGACAUUCUCCAACCCAUCGAAACCCUCGGUGUCCUCAUGUGGCUCCUGAUAUAAUCCGGGAGGAGAGUCCCUUGCCUAUCCUCCCUAAGCAUAGGCCAAACCGUCAAAAUGGUGGCCAGAGGUGCAUAGUCCUUCCAGAGCCCGUGGAUAAAGGGGUCUCUGAUGAGGGCAGAAGCAAGAGAGAGGAUUUGCCUGGAGACUCUCCAUCAGACAGGACUAUCACCUGGGUCGAUCCACACACCAAGUUCGCCUACAUCAUUAACCCCCAAACGGGCCAAACGAUGAACUCUCGGAAGUCAUUAGCUACCCAGCGUUCCCCCACCGAUCAUGUCGAUACCUCGUCCAAGCAUCCAGCCCAAACCGCUUGGAUAGAAAAUAUAUUAGGAGCAUGGGACAAUCCUUCCUUCAGCCGAACAGAAAUCCCAAUACCCAAUCUAGGUACAGAGUCCGCCGGUCAGCAGAGUACAAUUUCUCCUUCGCACGACUGCUUCAAGGGGAUUGGAUCGCUUGACACGGCGCAGGUUGCCAAAUAUCGAGGAAAACUUCAACGUCGUGCGCUCGACACUGCCGAAGUGAUGGCCCAAGUGGACAGAAAGUUCAUAUUGGCUAAGGUCCAUACCACUCCUAUCAAUCUCCACUGGAAAGGACCAUCAGACUAUGUUUUGCUCUUAAUUGAUCAACACGCAGCCGAUGAGCGAUGUCGAAUUGAACUGCUGUUUAGGGAGAUGUUCCUUUCUACUGGGCUAGAUGAGAAUUUGGAGUCGGGAAAUCGAGUGCGCACUGUCCAAGUUGGUUCUUUGGCAUUCGAAGUUUCAUCGACAGAGGGUGAUCUCUUCCAAAAAUAUAGAGGUCUCUUCUCGGCGUGGGGUAUUGAGUAUGUGACACAUGGCAGGACCAAAUCUACUGUUUUGAUCACCGUGCAUACUCUUCCUGUUCUAAUAGCAGAACGUUGUCGGCUCGAGCCUCGUGUGUUGAUUGACUUGAUGAGACGUGAGAUCUGGUCAAGUGAGGAAGAUGGCAGGAAGCCGUUCCAAUCGAAGAAAGCAUUUGAAACUAAAGAUGCCGACCAGGACCUCGACUUAUCAGACAGCGAUGAGGCGGCACACAAAGGAACCUCGACAUCAUCUACCGCACGCUCAUGGGUUCAGAGGAUGAAUGGAUGCCCUCAAGGCAUCGUGGAUCUUCUUAACUCCCGUGCCUGUCGCACUGCUAUCAUGUUCAAUGACCCUUUGGAUCUUGAAGAGUGUCAGGCGUUGGUCUCUAGACUGGCACGUUGUGCCUUCCCGUUUCAAUGUGCCCACGGGCGCCCUUCAAUGGUCCCUAUACUUGAUUUGCGAUCCUUCUCUAAUACUGAUGUUUUAUUUCCGCUAGAUUUGGGUACCAGAGCAUCUGUUUAUGAUAACGACGGUAUGAGUUUGGAUUUCGUGGAGGCGUUCAAAACACGUUAUGUAACAUAG
This is a messenger RNA of Penicillium robsamsonii, 2922 nucleotides long. RefSeq names its product putative DNA mismatch repair protein (Mlh3). The record is from RefSeq and is a predicted model, not a curated record. Gene Ontology annotation, molecular function: ATP-dependent DNA damage sensor activity; ATP hydrolysis activity; ATP binding. Bases 1 to 2922 code for a protein of 973 amino acids. The transcript is spliced from 2 exons. Gene Ontology annotation, biological process: mismatch repair. Gene Ontology annotation, cellular component: mismatch repair complex. Lineage: Eukaryota; Fungi; Ascomycota; Eurotiomycetes; Eurotiales; Aspergillaceae.